UAAAAGGCUCCGCCACAAGACAGAAUCUGCCCGACAAGGCUGGACGUUUGUAGGUUGUUCAGGUGUUGCGAGGAUUUUCUGUGGCACCAGCAGCGAGGCAACUUGACUAGCGCCAUCCCAGCGCCAAGACUCGAAUAAAAGUCAAAGACAGGCGCUGCCAUCAACUUCCAAAAUUUUUGUCCUUUUCUCUCUUCCAUCUCACACAUCAACAACAACCACUUUACAACCACUUUAGCUAGACAUUUGGAUUCUCACAGCGAGGAUCCUUUGACUAGCCUUUUUACAACUUUCAGCACCAGCAAGACUUGGCCGCCCCGCGAGCGACUAAGUCUUUUUUCACGCCACUCAACCCCACCGCACUCAGAUCACAGGCCAGGUCGCCAGUGAUCACCAGCCCAAACUUCGCAAUCAUGGCGGACAAAGGACUCGAAGAGAUCCCAGAGGGACAAAUCGAAUCCAACUACGAUGAAAUCACCGAUUCCUUCGAUGCGAUGAACCUGAAACCCGAGCUUCUUCGAGGUGUCUACGCCUACGGUUUCGAGCGCCCAUCCGCUAUUCAGCAACGCGCUAUCAUGCCAGUCAUCAAAGGCUCUGAUGUCAUUGCACAGGCCCAGUCCGGUACUGGCAAAACUGCAACCUUCUCCAUCUCAUGCCUCCAGAAGAUCGACCCCAACCUCAAGGCCUGCCAGGCUCUCAUCCUUGCCCCCACUCGUGAGUUGGCUCAACAGAUUCAAAAGGUCGUUGUUGCCAUUGGUGAUUUCAUGAACGUCGAAUGCCAUGCCUGCAUUGGUGGCACCAACGUUCGUGAGGACAUGAAGGCUCUUCAAGACGGCCCUCAAGUUGUGGUCGGCACUCCUGGCCGUGUCCAAGAUAUGAUCCAGCGACGCGUCCUCAAGACCGACAACAUGAAGAUGUUCAUCCUCGAUGAGGCCGAUGAGAUGCUUUCUCGAGGUUUCACCGAGCAAAUCUACGAUAUCUUCCAGCUGCUCCCUCAAUCAACCCAGGUUGUCCUGCUUUCCGCCACCAUGCCCGCGGAUGUCUUGGAGGUUACCACCAAGUUCAUGCGUGAUCCUGUCCGCAUCUUGGUCAAGAAGGCUGAAUUGACCCUCGAAGGUAUCAAGCAGUUCUACAUUGCUGUCGAAAAGGAAGAAUGGAAGUUGGACACCCUGUCUGAUCUGUACGAGACCGUCACCAUCACCCAGGCCGUCAUCUUCUGCAACACUCGGAGAAAGGUCGACUGGCUCACCGACAAGCUCACUGCUCGGGAUUUCACCGUCUCUGCCAUGCACGGCGACAUGGAACAAGCCCAGCGUGAUGUUAUCAUGAAGGAGUUCCGAUCUGGAUCAUCCCGUGUCUUGAUCGCCACUGAUCUCUUGGCCCGUGGUAUCGAUGUCCAGCAAGUCUCCCUCGUCAUCAACUACGAUCUUCCCGCCAACCGCGAGAACUACAUCCAUCGUAUCGGUCGUGGUGGCCGUUUCGGGCGAAAGGGUGUUGCCAUCAACUUUGUCACCGCCGAUGACGUCCGAAUGAUGAGAGAAAUCGAACAGUUCUACAGCACUCAAAUCGAGGAGAUGCCAAUGAACGUUGCAGGUAAGCAACACUCCCCAGUUCGUCGACUGAAUUCAUAUGCUAACUUUGCCAGAUUUGAUCUAAGCGACAACGUCCGCCGCGCGGCGUACGUCGUUUCCCUUCCUGCAUGAAAACGGCGUUUGUUGCCGCAGCACUUGUACGAGGUUCUUUGAGAAAAGUGGGAUGACGCAAGUUUUCCGACUGCUUGGCUCAAGAAUGCCGCCGUGCAAAAAGUCUUGUAAUUUCAUAUCUCACGGUACCUUAUCCUGCUAUUGCAAUGGGCAUACGAGCGCGGUGAUACCACAUGGAUGACCCUGGUGUGGUCAAGCAUGUGGCAGAUUUCGCGGGCGUUUUGCUUUUAGUCCUCGCUGGCAAAAGUUGGCUACCAUUUUCCAACUGCACAAAAGAAAUCAACGAUAUUCUCAUGUGUCAUGAAAGGAUGAUGGCAAUCUGCUUUUUUCCAUAGACAGUUAGAAAUUCAAAUUGUUCAAAAAAA
Molecule: messenger RNA, 2065 nt
Organism: Exophiala mesophila
Lineage: Eukaryota; Fungi; Ascomycota; Eurotiomycetes; Chaetothyriales; Herpotrichiellaceae
Product: ATP-dependent RNA helicase eIF4A
Exons: 4
Coding region: 411-1700 (429 amino acids)
Molecular function (GO): RNA binding; ATP binding; RNA helicase activity
Source: RefSeq, a predicted model, not a curated record